This is a messenger RNA of Maniola jurtina (meadow brown), 727 nucleotides long. RefSeq lists its product as uncharacterized. The transcript has 2 exons. The record is from RefSeq and is a predicted model, not a curated record. The coding region runs from base 310 to 648 and encodes 112 amino acids. NCBI's taxonomy places the organism in Eukaryota, Metazoa, Arthropoda, Insecta, Lepidoptera, Nymphalidae.
CACCGAUUUCGUUCAUUCGUUUUUUGUCUAAAACCUAUAGUCUGUGUUUAAAAAUGACGUUUUAUGUCAAUUUGACGUCUCUUGAAUUUGUUAUUUUGGAUGUUGGCGGGUUUCCGUCAUAAGUUACUGUUUUGCACAAAGAAUAUACUACUCCCUUACGAGGUUUUGCAAAAUGGAAAAUAAUAAGAAGUUGUAAGUAAAUUAUUUUGAUGAUAUGGAUAUUAUUAAGUGUACCUACUUAAUAUGGAGUCAAACAUGAAUUAAUAAAACCGAAGCAACAAGGCGCAAAUUUUAUAUUAGUGCCAAUAUAUGGCGCGGCACCCCGGGUUCGCCGCUGGGGAUUAUAGGACGCCUUUAGGGGCGGCCACUAAUAAUUCCCAGUGGGAAACCUUAAAAGGAGAACUGGACGAGCUUGGCCCACAGAGGUCGGUGGAGCAAUGGAAAAUUUGCUGGCGAGACCAGAAGCGGAAGGCCCGAGAUGAGGGUGCGGCCUUAAACAAGGCCAAAAAUGCCACCGGCAAUUGUGUGGAGAUGCCUUCAAUCUCCGACAACGCAGUGCAUGUUUUGCAUGCAAUUAGCCAGGAGAUGGCAGUGGGUUGUGGUCCUGAGGAGUCACCAAUUGGUGUAAGAAAUAUACAUAUAUCAUGAUCAACCCCAUCGUCAGUCCACUACUGAGUCUCUCAGUAGAUUGAGAAGGGUCUAGACUCUAGGCCAUAUUCCACCACGC